This is a messenger RNA of Thunnus maccoyii (southern bluefin tuna), 1534 nucleotides long. Its product is annotated as zona pellucida sperm-binding protein 4-like. Gene Ontology annotation, molecular function: structural constituent of egg coat; acrosin binding. Gene Ontology annotation, biological process: binding of sperm to zona pellucida; prevention of polyspermy. Lineage: Eukaryota; Metazoa; Chordata; Actinopteri; Scombriformes; Scombridae. Bases 1 to 1461 code for a protein of 486 amino acids. Gene Ontology annotation, cellular component: egg coat. The record is from RefSeq and is a predicted model, not a curated record. The transcript is spliced from 8 exons.
AUGGCAAUGAAGUUGAUUUGUGGUUGUCUUCUGGCACUUGCCCUGCUUGGCUGUCUGACUGAUGCUCAAUAUUUCCAGAAGCCCCAGCAGCCCCAGAAGCCCCAGCCACCUCAGCAGCCCCAGAAGCCUCAGCCUCGGCCUCAGCCUAUUCCUCUGCCGGCCCAGAAGCCCCAACAGCCUGUUCCUCAGCCGUAUCCUCUGCCGGCCCAGAAGCCCCAACAGCCUGUUCCUCAGCCGUAUCCUGUGCCGGCCCAGAAGCCCCAACAGCCUAUAGUGCCUUCAGAAACAUUUCACACUUGUGAAGUAGAAGAGCAUUACAAGAUUCAGUGUGGCUCUCACAACAUCGGUGCUUCAGAAUGUGAGGCUAUAAAUUGCUGCUUUGAUGGACGCAUGUGCUACUAUGGCAAAUCUGUGACUCUUCAGUGUACCAAGGACGCCCAGUUCAUUGUGGUGGUGGCCAGAGAUGCCACUCUACCUAACAUUGACUUGGAGUCAGUUACUUUCCUUGGAAAUGAUCAAAACUGCAACCCUGUUGGCACCACUUCAGCUUUUGCCAUCUACCAAUUCCCUGUCACCGCCUGCGGCACUGUCAUGACGGAGGAGCCUGGUGUUGUAAUCUACGAGAACAGGAUGUCCUCCUUAUAUGAAGUUGCAAUUGGACCAUAUGGCGCCAUUACCAGGGAUAGCCACUUUGAACUUCUUUGCCAGUGUAGAUAUACUGGCACCUCAGUUGAGGCUGUGGUCGUUGAGGUUGGCCUGGUUCCUCCACCACCCCCAGUUGCAGCUCCUGGACCCCUUCGUGUGGAGCUCAGGCUGGCCAAUGGACAGUGUCAUGCCAAGGGUUGUGUCGAAGAGGAGGUGGCCUACAGCUCCUUUUACCUGGAUUCUGAUUACCCUGUCAUAAAGGUGCUCAGGGAUCCUGUGUACGUUGAGGUCCGAAUCCUGGAGAGGACUGAUCCCAACCUUGUCUUGACUCUUGGAAGAUGCUGGGCAACUGCUGACCCCUACCCCCACAGUCUUCCUCAGUGGGACUUGCUGAUUGAUGGCUGCCCCUACCGAGAUGAUCGCUACUUGACAUCCCUGGUUCCUGUGGGUGCCUCAUCAGGACUCAUGUACCCAACCCACCACAGGCGUUUCAUUUUCAAGAUGUUCACUUUUGUAGCUACUGGACCUGCCAAUCCCGGCAAGGGAGGAGCUACCUAUCCUGGCAAGGGAGGAGCUUCCUAUCCCGGCAAGGGAGGAGCUGCAGAUCCAGAGGCCAUGACUCCUCUCAAGGAAAAGAUAUAUAUCCACUGCGACGCAGCUGUGUGCCAGCCCUCUCUUGGAAAUACUUGCGAACCUAGGUGCUUCAGAAAGAGGAGAGAUAUUGCUGCUUCUGCCAAGGGAGGCAACAGAGCCGAGACCACUCUGGUUAGCAGUCAGGAGCUUGUCAUCGUUGGCCCAGACACGGAAAUUCAGUAACAUCAUCCAGACAGAACGUUUUCAUCAUGAAAUCUCUGUUCCCAAAGCAUACUGAACAGUGACUGACUUUGAA